Molecule: messenger RNA, 3386 nt
Organism: Harpia harpyja (harpy eagle)
Lineage: Eukaryota; Metazoa; Chordata; Aves; Accipitriformes; Accipitridae
Gene: FGFR1OP2
Product: FGFR1 oncogene partner 2
Exons: 6
Coding region: 147-800 (217 amino acids)
Biological process (GO): response to wounding
Source: RefSeq, a predicted model, not a curated record
CCCGCCGCGCCGCGCCACGCCCACUGGCGGGGACGCGCCUCCCCCGCCCCUCCUCCGCUUCGCCCUGCGGCCCGCCGCCAUUUGACAGCGGGGCGGGCCGGUCGGGGCUUCACCCCCGGCGCCGGGCGCUGCCGGAGCCGCCGGUCAUGAAAAUGAGUUGCACGAUUGAAAAAGCCUUGGCAGAUGCGAAAGCACUGGUGGAACGACUAAGGGAACAUGACAACGCAGCAGAAGCUCUUAUUGAACAGACUACAGCUCUUAACAAGCGGGUUGAAGCAAUGAAACAGUACCAAGAAGAAAUUCAAGAGCUCAAUGAAGUAGCAAGACAUCGCCCUCGGUCUACAUUAGUGAUGGGUAUCCAACAAGAAAACAGACAGAUUAGGGAGUUGCAACAGGAGAAUAAAGAACUACGCACAUCUCUUGAAGAACAUCAGUCUGCUUUGGAACUCAUAAUGAGCAAGUACAGAGAACAGAUGUUUAGGUUGCUUAUGGCAAGCAAAAAGGAUGAUCCAAGUAUAAUAAUGAAGUUAAAAGAGCAACAUUCCAAGGAGCUGCAAGUGCAUGUGGACCAAAUUACAGAAAUGGCAGCAGUAAUGAGAAAAGCUAUUGAACUUGAUGAAAAGCAUGGCUGUAAAGAGCAGGAACGUAUCAUUCAGCUUGAGCAAGAAAACAAAGGCUUGAGAGAAAUUCUUCAAAUAACUAGAGAAUCAUUUCUGAACCUCAAGAAAGAAGAUGCAUCAGAGAGCACAUCUCUGUCAGGAUUAGUAACAAGCAGUGAUUUGAGCCUGAGGAAAAGCUAAAGACUGUGGAAGUCAACAAGCUUCAAUUGCACACUUUACAAACGGAGUAUCAGGGGUCACUUGUCAAGCACUUGUUACUGAAUAGGGCACCAGCAAGCUAAUGCAUCUUAAACUCCAGUUGAGUGGCUUUUAUAGUGUGUAAAAUACAUUAAAAUUGGUAUUCUACAAAAACCUUAGUGACAGAUUAAUUGCCAUAGAUCUAACUUCAGUAGGAAAUGGAUUAAUGCACUUGCUGAAUUGGGAAUUAUUUUUAUAUGAAGUCAUUUUACAGAUAAAAGACAAGAUUUCAACAUAAUUUAUAGAAGUUAGUGCUCAUACAAAGUUUCAGUGCACCUAUUAUAUAAUAAAGGUAAGAUUUAAAGUCUGAUCUCUAGCUAAAAAGUAGUAGUUUAUGAAUAUGCUUUGUGCAUGAUCCACAUUACAUUUUUUCCUUUUAGUGAGUUUUUAAUAAAUUCUCAUUUUGCAACAAACCUGUUUAAUGGAAAGGGUACAUAGGCAGCAUAAAACUUAAGCGUUUCUGUUAUUUAGCCAUGGGGUAUCCUGUUCAAAUAUAAGACCAAUUGUUUAAACGUAAGCAAUGCUUUUGCAGUUGUUCAAUAUUUAUUUUUUGAAAAUUGAACAAGAUUCUUUAAAAUAGGUAUACUUAAUUGUAUUUUCAAAACAUGAAAAGAACUGCUCCCACUUUAUUGCUUUCUGGAACACAGGUAGCAUAGAAUAAUUCUGCCUUAGCUUUUACUUUUAUGAGAGGAAACCAGGCUCAGUUCUCUAUAGGUAAGAAGCCACAUUUAGUCCCAUCUAUUUCUUCUGCAAUUGCCUACCCAGACUUCCUAACUGGGAAAUGGCACUUUGAAGGCACCCACACAGCAGCAGCACAAAGGUGUCGGGGGAAGGAGGGAGAAGCUCUAUGGCAAAGUUUGCAGCCUGCAUGCCUGCAAUCAAUACUCUUCAUUUUUCUUUCUGAAGUAUUAGUCAUCAGGAAGGUUUUAGAUAAGUUUCAGGUACAUGUUACGUUUGCACUAGGAAAAGUUUCAAUAUGCUAUACUGAGAAACAGACUGCUUGCUUUUAAUCCUGAAAUACUUGCAGAAGUGAAGAGGAAUUGACUUUCCUUGAUCAAAGUGCAGCUUAUAUCAUAUGUGGAUAUGAUAGAAGUGCUACACAAGACAGGCUUGUAGUAAAGAGGUGCUGAAAUAAUUCAUAUUUGGUUUUUGUUUGUCACAUUACCACUUCUUGGUCAAGGCAGCAAGAACAUUCCUAGUAUAGAUGUGUAUCAUCACUUUUUGUCCAGCAUGUGAACGUAUUCUUUACUUGGAAAGCAUACUCAAGAGAAGCAGAGUGAAAGCUUUCAACCACAGAAAAUUGUAGAUCUACAAAUGCCACCCACAGUUGAGUAUUUUGGCUGUUUAAUAACUCACCUAGCAGAAUGAGUUGAAGUCCUCUUCUGAAAUCAACAUUACUUCAAGUUGAUUUUCAGUUACAACAAUGCAAAAAGAAUUAAGCAUCAAGCACUUCUAAGUGUGUCAGUUUUAAAUACAACUUCCUUUGACUCAGUACAGCUUCCCUGGGCUCAAGGUAAAUACACCACAGGUCUAAGGGUGACCUUUCAGUGACCAGUGAACUAAUUUAUAGGGAGCUCAGUGUUUUUGUUCUGUUGCUGCCCCCCGUCCUGUAGUGCUUUUAAGAGAAAAAAGUGAAGUGGUAGGAAAGGAGUGUUUAGCAGAAACAAUAAAUGCUAGUUUUCAAUUAACUAAUACAUAUGCUAGGAAAUGCAGUUGAAAGGACAGAUAAAUCAAACUCUCCAAAUUUUCACAGCAUUUUUUAUAAAUGGAGAAACUGCUACAUCUCUUUCCAGAGCAUCUUAGCUUAUUUCUAGGCUUAAGAAUAAAUUGAGGACAUUCAUGUGUAUGGGGAAAAAAAAAGUUUUAACCAUUUCCAAACUUGCUAAACAUCUGGGGGGAAUUUUGGGGGGAACAUUUUAGCUCAAGCACAAAGUUGUCUGCUAUUAUUAUCUGUAAAACCUUGCCAAUGCUUCUAUAAUUUAGAUUUUGCAUUUCUACAGUAGCUUGCAAGCUGGUGACUUAUCAGAAGCAACACCUUUUUUUAAUUGAGUGUUUUGUUGUUGCAAACUUAGGAGAAAUUUUGGGUUCAGCUGAUUAAGUUAUUCUUUUUAGAGUUGUCUUUUCAGCCAUUGGCUGAUAUCAGAGGCAUUUAUAUCCAUUUAAUGCUGAAUGCAGUUUCAUGGCUGACUUGCUGGUUUGUCUUUCAAAUACAAUCUGAAGGGUUGUUAGUCUGUGGCAGUUCUUUAAGGUUGCUCUAUUAUGAAAUAAUGCUUGAUUAGUGUUUAUUUUUGUAAAUUAAAAAAUGUGACUUAAUUUAUCUACUCCUCGUCUUCACGUUUGAUACGUCUCCCCUGUCAUUCCCCUGACCUGAUCACUUCAGGAUUUUAAAGAACCUUCACAGUGUGUGGAGUGACUAUUUUUCAUUGCAUACCUGUUAUUUUUGUAAUGCAGAUAGCUUGAAAAGAAUUUAUGGCUAGAAUUGUGUACUGUACAGUAAACUUAUUUUAUCAAUAAAGUUGAUUGAAAAUA